Molecule: messenger RNA, 720 nt
Organism: Rotaria sordida
Lineage: Eukaryota; Metazoa; Rotifera; Eurotatoria; Philodinida; Philodinidae
Source: the annotation of a GenBank genome assembly
AUGUACAAUAACUUUCUUCGUCAACUUAUCUCUGGUAAAUGUCAAUUAACUUCUCUUCGAUUUAAUAUUCCUUAUAAUUAUUCUUCUAUUGAUAUUCAAUGUUUAUCAUUAUUUUCUGAUUUUUGUUCUCAUUCAAUGUUCAAUACAGCUCAAUAUUGUUGUAUGACUCUUCGUUAUUUACAUAUUCAUCUUAAUUUGACAUGUUUUCUUGAACAACUUAUUGAACGUGUACCCAAUCUUGAACGAUUGUCAGUUUAUCUGCCGGUAUUAUGGGACAAAGAUUCACCAUCGGGGCCGCCCAUUAAAAGAUUUGUACAAUCAAAUGAGGCUUGGUCUAAUAAAACAUCUGAUGAACUAUUGAAAAACGCAUUAAAGAAUGUUAGAUACGCGGAAUUUUGUCUUACUAGUUGUCAUUUUGGCUCAAACCAAUCGAUUGGUAUUGGAAACUUUCUUGUACUUGUUCUUAGUAAUUAUAUGCCUCAUUUACAAACAUUGCGUCUUUGGAGACCAGAUGAUUUUCCUUGGACAACUAAUAAACAUGUAACUGUUUUCGAACAAGAUCUUUGCCAAUUAGUUACAGAAUUAAAACAAUUUGUUUUUCUGGAUAUUUAUAGUGAUACAGAUUCUGAAAAAGUCGAACCUUAUCGCUCAAUGGUCCAGAAACGUUUUCCUAAUAGUCAACUUUGUAUUGACAAAUUAAGAUUUCGUCUUUGGAUAUGA